UCUCCGUCAACUGCGCGUGGUUGAACCUUUGCGCAAUGAGAUGGUUCUUUGUGAAUUUCUAUUACUUUGUUUUCUCUGUCUUAGUGUCAUAUAUUAGCUUGUCAUACGGAAGACACACUUCAAAUUGGGCUGUUCUUGUAGAUACAUCCCGGUUCUGGUUCAACUAUCGACAUAUUAGCAAUGUCCUUUCUAUUUACCGGAGUAUCAAGCGUCUUGGAAUACCAGAUAGGUAUCAAACUAAAUAAUUACUUAUUUUCAAAGCCGCAUUAUUUUAAUGGUGGCUGAUGAUGCAAGUUGUAGCUCCAGAAAUCCGAGACCAGCUACUAUCUUUAACAACCCUUAUAGUCGUGUAAAUCUGUAUGGUGAGGAGUUAGAAAUCGAUUAUCGCGGUUAUGAAGUUACUGUGGAGAACUUCAUUCGUGUAUUAACUGGGCGUUUGCCUCCUUCAACACCUAUUUCUAAGCGCCUUAAUACUGACGAGCACAGUAAUAUCCUAAUAUUCAUGACAGGUCACGGUGGUGAUGGUUUUCUUAAGUUUCAGGAUGACAGUGAGCUUUCUAACAGUGAACUGGCCGAUGCAAUCGAGCAGAUGUGGCAAAAACGUAGAUAUCACGAAUUACUUUUUAUUGUUGAUACGUGUCAAGCCGAAUCAAUGGGGAAGCUGUUCUAUUCGCCCAAUGUAAUAGCUAUCGGUAGCAGCGCUGUAGGAGAAGAAUCGUUAUCUCUUCAUUCAGACCGUGAAAUUGGAACCUAUGUAUCCGAUCGAUAUUCCUAUUAUGCAUUUCAAUUUUUGGAGUCUGUUUCUCCUGUGAGCAAAAAAACAUUAUAUGAUUUUUCGCAAUUAUGCCCUUUCUCAUUAUGUCAAUCAACUGUUAUCACUCGAUCCGAUUUAUUUGGACGUGAUAUACGUCGCGUACUUGUUACAGACUUUUUCGGUAGCGUACGUCAUAUAAUCCCUGGACCAGUCUUAGAAUUUAACAGUUCCACGUCGGAUAGAAACGAUACAUUAAGUAUACACUGAAGCGAAGUAUUUUUCGUAUGUUACUCCGUAUGUCAUGGAUCUGUGAUACUAGUUUUAAAUUUUAUGUAUUAUUGUACAAUCCGUGAAACUAUUUAUGUACAUUUUUCUGUAAUAUUUGUUUUAAAAUAAAUUGAAUUUUAUCAAUCUA
Messenger RNA from Schistosoma turkestanicum, 1169 nucleotides. NCBI's taxonomy places the organism in Eukaryota, Metazoa, Platyhelminthes, Trematoda, Strigeidida, Schistosomatidae. The record is from the annotation of a GenBank genome assembly.